Diuraphis noxia (Russian wheat aphid) is the source of this 2274-nucleotide messenger RNA. RefSeq lists its product as uncharacterized. Lineage: Eukaryota; Metazoa; Arthropoda; Insecta; Hemiptera; Aphididae. The record is from RefSeq and is a predicted model, not a curated record.
GUAUGCGCGACGCGUGUGUACGUCUCGUAAUAAUAAUAAUACUAUAAUCAUUAUGCAUCCAAACUACUGCGACUGCGUGUCGCCUAGUCGACGGACGAACUAAUAUCACAUUCUGUGUAGGUCUACACGCAGCUACACGCCUACACUGGCUACUUAUUCUGUUUAGUAAAAAUAAAUUAUAAUAAUGAUAAACGAUAAUGACAGAUAGGUACGAAUAAUAAUCAAUAUACCAAUAACAACAACGUAUUUUGUUGCAAAUAAUAAUGAUAUUAUUGUGAUAUACCGCCGCCGCCGCAGACGCGUACAAAACGAGACACGAGUUUCCCGCGAAAUAAGUCGUUUUAUAUAGCUACAAACAGUAAGUUAUAAUAGGUACGUCUUGUGCCUACACUUACUAUUAUUGUUAUUAUUAUUAUUGUUGUAAUGAACUGAGCUGUGUCGCGUGCUUUUCUUUUCAUUUUCCGACGUGUGUUAUUACUUAAUAUGUUAAUAUAAUGCAACAAUACGUGUAAAUCGGCCUCGCACAACUGCAGCUACAGACUACGAAUACUGGACCGGAAGGACACGCGAACCUGUUCGAUGGCGAAUCGCAACGGCGGAAGUUGCUGUUGUAGUGACGAAGAUGAGGAAGACGACGACGAAGAAGAAGACGAAAACGACGACGACGACAGCGGAUCGUGUUCGAGCUGUUCGACCGCGGAAGUCGUCGACGACGACGACAUCGGUUGCGCGACCAGACGGCGACUGACGUCCGCGGGCAGAACGAACACUGCGGCCGCGGCCACGUCGUUCGACCUGCUGGACGCCCGGCGCCUGCCAGACCUGUUGGACGCCGAACGACUGGUGGCCGUACUGGACGGGUGUCUAGAAUCGGAGUACGUGCGAGGCUGCGUGGUCGAGACGUGGGACGCGGUGCUCAGCGAACACCUGGAGGCCAUCGCGCACCUGGUACUGUACCAAACGCCCGAGCACGCCGUCAGCCAGGCGGUGUACGAAAAGCUGGUCGGACUGUCCGCGUCCCUCCGGCCGCCCGCCAACGACGGCCAGCACCAGCGGCCGGCUCGCGUGGACGCGCAAUGUGUGUACGGCACGCUCAGGUCAGCGGCCCGGUCGCUGUUGACCACCCGGGUGGACGCGUGCUGCCGGCAGAGCAUGUGCCGGGCCGUCGGACUGGCCGUGGCCGCGCUCCGGUGCAGCACGCGACCCGUGUUCUCGGUGGAGAACUUCGUGGUCGAGAUCAACGAGGCGGCCAACUUUGCCAACCUGUACUGCACCGGGUACGCCAAGCGCAUAUGCGCCGCGCUCGAGGGCAUCUACGACACGGUCAUGGCCGGUGACUACCACCCGACCAACGUCGUUGUCCAGAUGGCCGUCAUGGACAAGUGCAUCAGGGCGGCGGUGCGGACGCUCGCCGACGCCCGGGCAACGGCCGCGCAAAAGACGGCCGCCCAGCGGUCGCUGCUCGCCGAACUAGACGACGUGCGCGCGACGGUGCGCAUGAAGAACCACGGUUGCGUGGACGACGUGGGCGCCGACCCGCGGCAGCAGCAGCGACGCCAACUCGCAGUGGCCACAUCAUCGUCCGUCACGGCGGCCCGGUUCGUCCACUUCACCAUGAGCCCGUGGCGGGCGCCCAUCCGCAUGUACCAUCAACAGUCGCCGACCAGUGUGGACCAGGUGCUCAGGGCCACCGUCCGCUUGGUCGAGGCGCUCGUCGCCGAACUGUUCAAGCCGUGCUUGAGCGGCCGGCACCGCGUCCGCCGCCCAAACCGGCGUCACCGCGCGUACAGCAGCCGUCAGAUGCACGACAAACAGCUCUAGAAGGACCGCCGACAUUUUUCAUCAAUGUAAUAAUUGCAUUUUACACGACCCCCCCCCCACGAUCCAUACAACAACGUACCUAUAUACGCAUCAUGCUUAUCACAGCAUGCGAAAGACGCUAUUUUUAUUGUUUUAUUUAUUUAUUUUUUAUUUUUUAUUUUUUAUUAUUUUAAUUGUGUGUACAUUUUACGUUUUAUAGUCUUUAAAUUAUUUUAUUCACGUGAAUCUAUAUCUAAUCGUAUAUUAUACCUAUCAAGAUUUUUAAGAAAGAAAUUGGAGUGUAUCGAUACGUAUCGACUCGUAUUCGGGUUCCUCGUCGACAAAUAUCGGAUUUUUAUUCAUGAAAAUUUUAUAAUGCUUUAUUAUUUGCGUAUCAUAGCAAGCUGUACAUAAUUGAUAUUAAAUGGCAAUAAGUUUUUUUAAAUAUUAUAUCAUACACGUUUUUAAUUUUUA